Messenger RNA from Mya arenaria, 3807 nucleotides. RefSeq lists its product as uncharacterized. Bases 1 to 3807 code for a protein of 1268 amino acids. The transcript has 7 exons. Gene Ontology annotation, cellular component: nucleus. Gene Ontology annotation, biological process: regulation of transcription by RNA polymerase II; epidermal cell differentiation. The record is from RefSeq and is a predicted model, not a curated record. NCBI's taxonomy places the organism in Eukaryota, Metazoa, Mollusca, Bivalvia, Myida, Myidae. Gene Ontology annotation, molecular function: RNA polymerase II cis-regulatory region sequence-specific DNA binding; DNA-binding transcription factor activity, RNA polymerase II-specific.
AUGGUUUCCAAUUCAAAUGGACUUGUACCUUUUACACCAGACCGGAAAAAGGAUCACUAUACGACUUCCGGUGGUGAAAGCACGGGAUUUUUAUUGACCAAAGCCCUGAAUAUGCUGGUAUCCAGUGACUAUGACGUCAUUACUCCCCCGCGACACGGAGUGCCGACACCAAAGUCUACCGGAAGUAAGAAGAAACCAUUCCUGUUUAGACCAUAUGAACUUGAUAACGGUAUUUCUAGUGAAAAGAAAGCUGAAAUUACCAGCGCUCCUGAGAUGUGUUCUCCAAUGUUAUUGCGUUCCAAUUACGGCUCAAGCAGUCAAGAUUGGCAUAUUGAACGAAGGAAUAAGUCAGAACUCGUUAACACGCAAAGCCAACAUAUAUCUACCACACCAAAUUCUGAGCUCAGAAUAUCGGUUCCGAAAGCCGUAAGCAUAGAAACCCAGUUCACGCCAAGGUGGCUUUUGCCAGCGCCAGAACCAUUGAGUGCCUCAACGCCAAAGAAUUCGCCCUGCCCUUCACCUAACAUGGCGUUUCAGGAGACCGGGAUUCCUGGGAAAUUUGUGUCGCCAGUUACCAGUGCUGCCAAUGAUUUUGUCAUAGAAAGAAGGCGUAUUGUACCAAACUUGAACACCGUUAAACCAAAGAAUGUAGACAUUGAGAAAUGCAGCGUUUCAUCCAGUCAGAAAACACGAAACCCUAGUGGAGAAAUGCUAUACCCAAAGAUUGUUUCUUAUGACGCGCCAGUUGGUCAUCGACUACCUUUAAAACAUAGCUACAAGCAACAACACAAAGCUGCCACAAGUGCUGAUAUUCACGAGAAUAGAGCACGCACGCCGGUCAGAGAUGUUGACGUCAUUGAUGAAGUCAUCGUAAGACAACGAUCAAAUAGCUGCCCGCCUACACCAACAAGUCUCAAAAAGCAACAUCGGUGUGAAAUGUCAAAGAAAGUGAGAAGUACGAUUCCACAGGCCAUAUUUCACAGCGACUCUUUACCGGGAGUUUCGAAAAGUCGAAUCGAGGCUGUGAAAGAGACAUGGGCGAGGCACCACGCAAUUAUGACGUCCAAGUUGCCAAAUGUGUUGCCAAAUGACAUCACUCGGAAAGACACAUUGCCGGCGAUUUCAACGUUUACCCAUCGUGGAACGCCGCUUUCCCGGUCAGUGGACGAAGGUAUCUCACUUUUAGAAGGGGAAAGAGCUGGCACGCCCGAUAGCAUUCACAUGCGUAGUAGAAGUGAAGGAAAGUUGGAAACAUUUGGAGAAUUUCCGUUUAAGGUGAAUACGAGAUGCGACAAACAAUCUGAAAAUCUCAAAACUACUUACACAAGGGAUUCGAAAGAAACAUUUCCCGCACAGUACACCAAAGUGUUCAAUCCUAACCUAGCAUUAGAAAACCACAGAGUCGUCGGCGUAGGCAAAACAUGGCACGUGCCUGAAGACAGAAUAUCAGGGUCAAGGUCGCCAAUUGAUGGCAUGAGAUAUCCGUCUGGUUACCAACUGCAAGAACGGGAAGCAUUCAAGUCAUCACAGGAAUCUAGUCAAAGGAAAACGUUUGUUGAUCAUACGCAACAGGUCCAAGCCCCGUUUUUAACAAAAUUGGAGCAAUUCAAAAUAGGACAGUUUGCUCAGAGGCCAAGCCAGGCAUUUAAUCCUACCUCUGACAUUUAUCGCGACCAAGAUGGUUACAAACUACCAUACAUGACGGGACAUAUUCCUCACAGAUUUCCAUCGUCACAAUACGACCCUCGGUUAUUACAGGCCUACGGUUACACUACACCAUAUUUGAACCCACUGACUGCGCAUGCAAUGAAAAUGGAGAUGACGUCACCGAAGCCCUUUAUCCCGACUUCCGCUCAGUCCUUAGACUCAAAACCCUACCCUACCAACAAUUCGUUAUCGACGCGCGAAGAGUCUCUCCGACAUCCGGUUGAGACAAAACCACAAGUGGAGCAGCUACGACCUAGUCUAAUGGACCCCCGCCGCCCUCUUGGGACUUCUGCCCUUCAAAACCAGACUCCACUCGCCUCACCCGCCUACCACACAGAGAAGGCGCCGUUGAACGAUCUUCUCUACAUGAUGAAGGCGCAGCCUCCCCAGGUGGGUCUGGAAGUUAUCAACGGCGGUUACGGCAUCAAAAACCCGUCUUUCCAGGCGCCCAAAGCACAGGACUUCCCCGAUGAGUCAGUUUCCAAAGAUACGUCAAUGUUCAUCUGCAAGUUCUGCAAGAAAGAGUUCACCCUCCAACGUCUGCUCAACCGUCACCUCAAGUGCCACAGUGACGUCAAACGUUACCUGUGCACGUUCUGCGGCAAGGGGUUCAACGAUACGUUCGACCUGAAACGUCACACGCGGAUACAUACAGGUGUGAAGCCGUACAAGUGCCCGUCAUGUGACAAGUCAUUCACGCAGCGAUGUUCGCUUGAGUCGCACACUCGCAAAGUGCACGGGGUAGAGCUGCCUUAUGGGUACAAACAGAGAAGGAAUAAGGUGUACGUUUGUGAAGACUGCGGGCAUUCCACCCAUGACCCGGAAGAGCAUUUUAAGCAUCUGCAGCAGAAUCACCCAUAUAAUCCUGCCAUCAACCGCUGCCAUGACAAACGACAAUUCAAGUUCAAGAAUGAGAACGCGAGUUCGACGGUCGAACCCAGCAGCGCGGUCAUUGCCCUUGAUGAGAAAUCGAGUGAAAACACGGAGAGGUCAAGGUCAGAUAACGAGGUUGCUAUGGAAACGUUUAAGAGAAUUACGGAAACGCCACAGCGUAGGAGUGAAGAUACAAUGGCGGUCGAAGGCCUGUUGAAAACUGAGGAAAGCGAGGCAUUCAAGGUAGAGGAAAAGCCAAUUCAUCCAAAACAUGACUCAGACAAUCAAAAUGAGAUUCAAUCAAACAUCAUGUACACUAGUAGUGGAAAGCCAAAGAUGGUUGACAUGAGUGCUGUGUUAGAGAAAUGUGACACUGUAAAUCAAACAGGAGUAAGAUACAACGACAUUCGUAUGGCACCAAAGAGGCCUGUUGUAAAUUCUCCAAAAUCAUCACCGGUUAAAAGAUCUCCAAAACAGUUGAAACCUUCAUCGCCGAUGAAGAUUCGUCCAUUGGCGCUAGGCCUGUGUGAAAAUAGCAAACCGGCGGUGCCUAGAAUUGACGCUGAAAAUAUCACUGGGAAAUAUUUCAAUGACACCCAGAUUAAGAAGCGCCCUCUAGGGUCGCUUACCCAGAAUACCAUUCAUAAUAUACACCCGGGUCAAGCGAGGAGACAAGUGAAAUUUGACACUGUGUAUCUUUCUUCAUUACAAUCUGUUGAUAAUAUUACUAUGGCUGACGUUAAUAAAUGGACACGGGCUCAGUACUGGCUUAUACCCAGGACACGGGCUCAGUACUGGCUUAUACCCAGGACACGGGCUCAGUACUGGCUUAUACCCAGGACACGGGCUCAGUACUGGCUUAUACCCAGGACACGGGCUCAGUACUGGCUUAUACCCAGGACACGGGCUCAGUACUGGCUUAUACCCAGGACACGGGCUCAGUUAGGUUAUACCCAGGACACGGGCUCAGUACUGGCUUAUACCCAGGACACGGGCUCAAUACUGGCUUAUACCCAGGACACGGGCUCAGUACUGGCUUAUACCAGGACACGGGCUCAGUACUGGCUUAUACCCAGGACACGGGCUCAGUUAGGUUAUACCCAGGACACGGGCUCAGUACUGGCUUAUACCCAGGACACGGGCUCAGUACUGGCUUAUACCCAGGACACGGGCUCAGUUAGGAUUCGAAUAAGCUUAUACGCUGACCUACAAUUCGAUUUCAGGUAA